Molecule: messenger RNA, 15153 nt
Organism: Oncorhynchus masou masou (cherry salmon)
Lineage: Eukaryota; Metazoa; Chordata; Actinopteri; Salmoniformes; Salmonidae
Product: ryanodine receptor 1-like
Exons: 106
Coding region: 1-15063 (5020 amino acids)
Biological process (GO): intracellular calcium ion homeostasis; striated muscle contraction; release of sequestered calcium ion into cytosol by sarcoplasmic reticulum
Cellular component (GO): sarcoplasmic reticulum membrane; smooth endoplasmic reticulum; Z disc
Molecular function (GO): protein binding; ryanodine-sensitive calcium-release channel activity
Source: RefSeq, a predicted model, not a curated record
AUGGCAGAAGGGGGAGAUGGAGAGGAGGAGAUUCAGUUCUUGCGUACGGAUGACCAGGUUGUGCUACAAUGCACAGCCUCCAUUCUGAAAGAACAGAUCAAAGUGUGUCUGUCAUGCGAAGGCUUUGGGAACCGCCUCUGCUUCCUGGAGACCACCUCUAACGCUCAGAAUGUGCCACCUGAUUUGGCGAUCUGCUGCUUCAUCCUGGAGCAGUCCCUGUCGGUACGAGCCUUACAGGAGAUGCUGGCCAACACCACGGAACUCAAUGAGUCAUCUCAAGGAGGGGGCCACCGUACCCUGCUGUAUGGCCACGCUAUCCUUCUGAAACACACUCACUCCAGCAUGUACCUCAGCUGUUUGACUAGCUCAAGGUCGCUCACAGACAAACUGUCCUUUGAUGUGGGCUUACAGGAAGAUUCCACAGGGGAGGCGUGCUGGUGGACCAUUCAUCCUGCGUCCAAGCAGAGAUCAGAGGGAGAGAAGGUCAGGGUGGGAGAUGACCUCAUCCUGGUCAGCGUGUCCUCUGAGAGAUACCUGCAUCUCUCCUAUGCCAGUGGUGAACUCAUGGUGGACGCCUCCUUCAUGCAGACUCUGUGGACCAUGAACCCUGUGAUGUCUGGCUGUGAACUUGCGGAAGGCUUUCUGACUGGAGGCUAUGUUCUGAGACUGUUCCAUGGUCACAUGGAUGAGUGCUUGGCUAUCCCUGCUGCCGAGCAAGGAGACAACCAGCGCAGAAUUGCUCACUAUGAAGCGGGUGCUGUCUGUAGCCAUGCCCGGUCACUAUGGAGACUAGAACCCCUCCGGAUUGGAUGGAGUGGAGGUCACAUGAAAUGGGGCCAGUCAUUCCGAGUGCGUCAUAUAACCACAGGUCGCUACCUCUGCUUGGAUGAAGAGAAAGGACUGAUGGUGGUGGACCCUGAAAAAGCCAACGCCAAGAUGUCAGCCUUCUGUUUCAGAAUCUCCAAGGACAAGGUGGAGGUGGUUAAGAAGCGAGAUGUGGAGGGCAUGGGCAUGCCAGAGAUCAAGUAUGGGGAGUCCAUGUGUUUUGUACAACACGUCUCCACUGGCCUCUGGCUUACAUACGCCUCUGUCGAUGCCAAGUCCGCUCGCCUGGGACCUCUUAAGAGGAAGGCCAUCCUUCAUAAGGAGGGCCACAUGGACGAUGCCCUGACCGUGGCCCGCUCCCAGACAGAGGAGUUCCAGGCUGCUCGUAUGAUCUACAACACAGCAGGCCUCUUCACCCAGUUCAUCAAAGCGCUGGACUCUCUGAGUGGGAAGAACAAGUCAUCUUCAGGCUCCCCGUCUCUGCCCAUGGACUCUGUGGUCCUCUCCCUGCAGGACCUCAUCUUCUACUUCCAGCCCCCAGAGGAGCUGAAGCACGAGGAGAAACAGACCAGACUACGCUCCCUUAAGAACAGACAGAACCUCUUCCAAGAGGAGGGCAUGAUCACCCUGGUGCUGGACUGUAUUGACCGACUCAAUGUCUACAACACAGCGGCCCACUUCUCCGAGUUUGCAGGGGAGGAGGCUGCCGAGUCUUGGAAGGAGAUAGUUAAUCUCCUCUACGAGCUGCUGGCCUCACUGAUCAGGGGGAACCGGGCGAACUGUGCACUGUUCUGUGAUAAUCUGGACUGGCUGGUCAGCAAACUGGACCGUCUGGAGGCCUCCUCAGGCAUCCUGGAGGUGCUGUACUGUGUUCUGAUUGAGAGUCCAGAGGUUUUGAACAUUAUUCAGGAGAACCACAUUAAAUCUAUCAUUUCUCUACUGGAUAAGCAUGGACGCAAUCACAAGGUGUUGGAUGUGCUCUGCUCUUUGUGUGUGUGUAAUGGGGUGGCUGUAAGGUCCAAUCAGAAUCUCAUCACAGAGAAUCUACUUCCGGGUCGCGAUCUCCUCCUGCAGUCCAACAUCAUCAAUUAUGUCACCAGUGUGAGGCCCAACAUCUUCCUAGGAACGUGUGGAGGAUCAACUCAGUAUAAGAAGUGGUAUUUUGAGGUGAUGGUGGACCAUGUAGAGCCCUUCUUGACCGCCCAGGCCUUCCACCUGCGUGUGGGCUGGGCUCUGACUGAUGGCUACAGCCCCUACCCUGGAGGUGGUGAGGGCUGGGGUGGUAACGGGGUGGGGGACGACCUCUACUCAUACGCCUUUGAUGGACUCCACCUGUGGUCAGGACGAGUCCCACGUCAUGUCGCCACCCCCAACAUGCACAUCCUAGCCGCAGACGAUGUCGUCAGCUGCUGCCUUGAUCUGAGUGUGCCCAGUAUUUCUUUCCGUAUCAACGGGCACCCGGUGCAGGGCAUGUUUGAGAACUUCAACCUGGAUGGCUUAUUCUUCCCUGUUGUCAGCUUCUCUGCAGGCGUCAAGGUUCGUUUUCUCCUGGGAGGGCGUCAUGGAGACUUUAAAUUCCUCCCACCCCCAGGCUAUGCUCCGUGCUAUGAGGCUGUGCUACCCAAGGAUCGACUGCAUAUUGAGCCCAUCAAGGAGUAUAAGCAUGAUGUCAAUGGUGUCCGCAAUCUGUUGGGGCCUACACAGUCCCUCUCGCACACAGCCUUCACCCCCUGCCCUGUGGACACAGCACAGAUUGUGCUUCCGCCUCACUUGGAGCGCAUUCGGGAGAAGCUGGCAGAAAACAGCCAUGAACUAUGGGCUGUCACUCGCAUUGAACAAGGAUGGACCUAUGGGUCGUUCCGAGAUGACAACCAGAAACUGCACCCCUGCCUGGUAGAUUUCCAGAGCCUGCCAGAGCCAGAGAGGAAUUACAACCUUGCCAUGUCAGUAGAAACACUCAAGACCCUACUGGCGCUGGGCUGCCAUGUGGGCAUGGGAGAUGAGAAAGCAGAGGAGAACCUGAAGAACAUCAAGAUGCCCAAGACGUAUAUGAUGAGUAGUGGAUAUAAGCCUGCCCCUCUGGACCUCAACCAUGUCAAGCUGACACCCAACCAGACCAACCUAGUGGAGAGACUGGCAGAGAAUGGGCACAACGUGUGGGCUCGUGACAGGGUUCACCAGGGGUGGACCUACAGCAUUGUACAGGACAUAAUGAACAAGCGCAACCCGCGCCUGGUGCCAUACAACCUGCUGGAUGAAAAGACCAAGAAGACCAACAGAGACACUGUCUGUGCAGCUGUCCGCACUCUCAUCGGCUACGGUUACAACAUUGAACCACCUGACCAGGAGAGCAGUGAGUCUGUCCGUCAUUCUCAUGGAGAUAAGAUCCGGGUGUUCCGGGCUGAGAGGUCAUACGCGGUGACCCAGGGGAAGUGGUACUUUGAGUUUGAGGCUGUGACUGUGGGGGAGAUGAGAGUGGGUUGGGCCAGACCCAGUGUCCGCGCUGACACAGAGCUGGGAGCAGAUGAGCUCGCCUAUGUCUUCAAUGGUUUCAAGGCUCAGCGUUGGCAUGUGGGCAAUGAGCCGUUUGGUCGUAUCUGGUUGCCAGGUGACGUGGUGGGCUGUAUGAUUGACCUGGUAGAGCAGAACAUCUUCUUCACCCUGAACGGAAAGAUGCUGAUCAGUGACUCUGGAUCUGAGAUGGCCUUCAAGGACAUUGACAUAGGAGAUGGUUUUAUCCCUGUGUGUAGUCUGGGCCUGUCUCAGGUUGGCCGGCUCAACCUGGGCCAGAACGUCAGCAGCCUGCGCUACUUCACCAUCUGUGGCCUUCAGGAGGGCUUUGAACCCUUCGCCAUCAACAUGAAGAGAGACAUCACCAUGUGGUUCAGCAAGAGCCUGCCCCAGUUCAUCCCUGUUCCUACCGAACACCCUCACGUUGAUGUGUCCCGUGUGGAUGGGACGGUGGACAACGCUCCCUGUCUGAAACUGACCCACAAGACCUUCGGCUCUCAGAAUGCCAACACCGAUCUGUUGUUCCUGAGGCUCAGUAUGCCCGUGGAGUUCCACGAGACAUUUAAAAUCAUGGCUGGGACCACCCCCCUGACACGAACCCUGACCAUCCCCGAGGACCAGGUCCUGGAGGUGGACCCCGACUCUGACUUUGAGGUGCUGAAGAAGUCUGCCAGCCGCACAGAGAAGGAGGAGGAGAAGGAGCCCUCUGUGCCUAAGGAGAUCUCCGUCAACGGAGGAGAGAAUGUGAAAGAUGCCUCUACAGAGAAGAGCAAGAAGAAGGGGUUCCUGUUCAAGGCCAAGAAGGCAGCUUUAACUCCGCCCCCUGUUGUUCCCACCAUGCCCCGUCUGACGGAGGAAGUGGUCCCAGACGACAGAGAUGACGAUGACAUCAUCCUCAACACCACCACAUACUAUUAUUCAGUGCGAGUGAUUGCGGGACAAGAGCCCAGCGGGGUGUGGGUAGGCUGGAUCACCCCUGACUACCACCAAUACGACCUGCACUUUGACCUCAGCAAAGUAAGAAAUGUCACAGUCACCGUGGGAGAUGACAAAGGCAACAUACAUGACAGUAUGAAGCGCAGUAACUGCUACAUGGUGUGGGGAGGGGAGUUCAGCAGCUCCCAGCAGACCCGUGUCAGUCAGGAGGACUUUGUGAUUGGUUGCCUUAUUGACCUUGACACAGGACUCAUGACUUUCACAGCCAAUGGGAAAGAGAUCAACACCUUCUACCAGGUGGAGCCCAACACUAAAUUGUUCCCAGCUGUCUUUGUCCUGCCCUCCAGUCAGAACAUGCUGCAAGUGGACCUGGGGAAGCUCAAGAACAUCAUGCCUAUUUCAGCAGCCAUGUUCCGCAGUGAGCGUAAGAACCCGGUCCCUCAGUGUCCUCCCAGGCUGGACGUCCAGAUGCUGACCCCAGUCAUUUGGAGCCGCAUGCCAAACCACUUCCUGUCCCCAGAGAUGGGCCGUGUGAACGACAGGCACGGCUGGAUGGUGGAGUGCAGAGAGCCUAUCACAAUGAUGGCCCUGCACAUCCCUGAGGAGAACAGAUGUAUUGACAUCCUGGAGUUGUCGGAGCGUAUGGACCUGCUGAAGUUCCACUACCACACUCUGAAACUGUACGGCUCAGUCUGUGCUCUGGGGAACAACCGCGUGGCUCACGCCCUGUGCAGCCAUGUUGACGAAUCCCAGCUAUUCUACGCCAUAGAGAACACCUACCUGCCUGGACCAAUGAGGAGCGGCUACUACGAUCUGCUCAUCAGCAUUCACCUGGAGUCGGCCAAGCGGAACCGCCUCAUGACCAAUAAGGAGUUCAUUGUGCCCAUGACUGAAGAGACGCUCAGCAUCAACCUCAACUCAGACACUGACAAAUCCCAUGCUUUACCAGGGGUGGGCCUCACUACCUGUCUGCGCCCCAAACUCCACUUCUCCCCCACUGGGUUUAUAGGGACAGACCUGGAUAUCUACACCCUCAGCCCCUUCAUCCCCCUACAUGUGCUGAAGGCGAAGGCCCUGACCAUGCUGACAGAAGCUGUCCAGGAUGGUGGUCAAGCCAUGCGGGAUCCUGUAGGAGGCAGUGUUGAGUUCCACUUUGUCCCCAUCCUCAAGCUCAUCAGCACCCUGCUCAUCAUGGGUGUGUUUGAAAAUGAAGAUGUCAAGCACAUCCUGAAGAUGAUAGAGCCCACAGUGUUCAGUGGAGAGGCAGAGGCUGAAGAUGAGGAAAUGGAGGCAGAGCUAGAGGAGUUGGAGCCUAUAGAAAAAGAGGAAGACAAGGGGGAGGAUGACAGAGAGAAAGGUGCUGAGGAGACUGAGAAGGAGGUGAAGCAUGGAGAGGCAGAAGAACAAGUAGGUCUGGAAGAGGGAUUACUGCACAUGAAGCUUCCAGAGUCUGUCAAACUACAGAUGUGCACUCUGCUGCAGUAUUUCUGUGACUGUGAGUUGCGCCACAGGGUGGAGGCCAUCAUAGCUUUCUCAGACCAGUUUGUGAGCCAGGUGCAGGCCCACCAGAGAGCCCGCUAUAACGAGCUCAUGCUGGCGUAUACCAUGAGUGCUGCUGAGACCGCUCGCAAGACCCGCGAGUUCCGCUCCCCACCACAGGAGCAGGUCAACAUGCUGAUGAACUUGAAGAACAUUGCGGAGGAUGAGGAUUGUCCUGUGCCUGACGAGGUCCGCGAUGCCCUGCAGGCUUUUCACAAGAACCUGCUGUUUCACUGCAGUGUACAUAUCGAAGAGGAAGAGGUAGAGGAGGAGUUGGAUAUGUCUCUCAAAGGGCGACUCCUCCGAAUGCUGGACAAGUUGAGGCACCUCCAUAAGAAGAAGGUAGAGGAGGAGAAACCUGAGGAGGAGAACAAACCCAGCACCCUCCAGGAGCUGAUCACCCACACCAUGGUCCACUGGGCCCAGGAGUCAUUCAUCCAGAACCCUGAGCUGGUGCGUCUGAUGUUUAGCCUGCUGCACCGUCAGUAUGACGGGCUGGGGGAGCUGAUCCGGGCCCUGCCCAAGGCCUACACCAUCAACGCCAUCUCCAUAAAGGAUACCAUGGACCUGCUGGAGUGCCUGGGACAGAUCCGCUCGCUGCUCAUCGUCCAGAUGGGCCCCGAGGAGGAGAGGCUCAUGAUCCAGAGCAUCGGGAACAUCAUGAGCAACAAAGUGUUUUAUCAGCACCCCAACCUAAUGCGAGCGCUGGGCAUGCAUGAGACUGUCAUGGAGGUGAUGGUCAACGUGCUGGGUGGUGGUGACUCCAAGGAGAUCAGAUUCCCUCGUAUGGUCACCAACUGCUGUCGUUUCCUGUGCUACUUCUGUCGUAUCAGUCGUCAGAACCAGCGCUCCAUGUUCGAUCACCUCAGCUACCUGCUUCAGAACAGCGGCAUCGGCCUUGGAAUGCGUGGCUCCACCCCUCUAGACGUAGCUGCAGCAUCCUGUAUUGAUAACAAUGAGCUGGCUCUGGCGCUACAGGAACAAGACCUGGAGAAGGUGGUGAAGUACCUUGCAGGCUGUGGGCUCCAGAGCUGUCCCCAGCUCCUGGCUAAGGGUUACCCUGACAUUGGCUGGAACCCUUGUGGCGGAGAGAAAUACCUGGACUUCCUCCGCUUCGCUGUCUUCGUCAACGGAGAGAGCGUAGAGGAGAAUGCCAAUGUGGUGGUGCGUCUUCUGAUCCGUCGGCCAGAGUGUUUUGGCCCGGCCCUGAGAGGAGAGGGUGGGAACGGCCUACUGGCUGCUAUAGAGGAGGCCAUCAAGAUCUCUGAAGAUCCUGCUAGGGAUGGCCCCACUGUCAAGAAAGACAGGCGCUUCCCCGGCAUGUUCCCUGGUGGAGAGGGGCAGCAUGAGGAGAACAAGGUGCAUCUGGGGAAUGCCAUCAUGUCCUUCUACUCAGCUCUCAUUGACUUGCUGGGACGCUGCGCUCCAGAGAUGCAUUUGAUCCAGGCUGGGAAGGGUGAGGCUCUGAGGAUCAGGGCCAUCCUGAGGUCCCUGGUGCCCAUAGAGGACCUGGUGGGAGUCAUCAGCCUGUCUGUCCAAAUCCCAGACUUUGGAAAGGAUAACAGCAUCAUUGAACCCAAGAUGUCUUCCAGUUUUGUGCCGGACCACAAGGCUCCCAUGGUGCUGUUCCUUGACAGAGUGUAUGGUAUUGACAACCAGGACUUCCUGCUCCAUGUGCUGGAGGUGGGCUUCCUGCCUGACAUGAGGGCAGCUGCUUCUCUGGACACAGUGACUUUCUGCACCACAGAGAUGGCCCUGGCUCUGAACCGCUACCUCUCUUUGGCCGUGCUGCCCCUCAUCAACAAGUGUGCCUUCCUGUUUGCCGGCACAGACCACCGGGCCAUCAUGAUCGACUCCAUGCUGCACACCAUCUACCGUCUGUCCCGCGGACGAGCCUUCACGAAGGCCCAGAGAGAUGUCAUUGAGGAAUGUCUCAUGGCUUUGUGCAAAAAUCUACGGCCAUCCAUGUUACAACACCUGUUGAGAAGGCUGGUAUUUGAUGUACCAAUUCUCAAUGAAUAUGCCAAAAUGCCACUUAAGCUUUUGAACAAUCACUAUGAGCGUUGUUGGAAGUACUAUUGCCUGCCCAACGGCUGGGGCAACUUUGGAGUGUCAUCAGAGGAGGAGCUGCAUCUCACCCGCAAACUCUUCUGGGGCAUCUUUGAGUCCCUGGCCCACAAGAAAUUUGAUGCUGAGCUGUUCAAAAUUGCCAUGCCGUGCAUAUGUGCCAUUUCUGGGGCCAUCCCUCCAGAUUAUGUAGAUGCCAGCUACUCCUCCAAGACUGAGAAUAAAGCCUCAGUGGAUGCAGAGGGAAACUUUGAUCCCAAGCCAGUGGAGACCACAACUACUAUCAUCCCUGAGAGAUUGGAUGGUUUCAUCAACAAAUAUGCUGAAUACACACAUGACAAGUGGGCUUUUGAAAAGAUUCAGAACAACUGGACGUAUGGAGAGAUGUUGGAUGAAGAUUCUAAAACACACCCCAUGCUCCGGCCGUACAAAACAUUCUCAGAGAAGGACAAAGAGAUCUACCGUUGGCCCAUCAAAGAGUCCAUGAAGGCUAUAAUUGCGUGGGAGUGGACUCUGGAUCAAAUGAGGGAAGGAGAGGAAGCCAAGAAUGAGCAAAAGAAGGCGGCUCGGAAAAUCUCUCAGACUGCACAGGCAACGUACGACCCAAGCCAUGGCUACAGUCCCCAACCGACUGAGAUCCCCCACAUGGCACUGUCAAGAGAGCUGCAGUCCAUGGCAGAACAGCUUGCAGAGAACUAUCACAAUACCUGGGGUCGCAAGAAGAAGAUGGAGCUGCAGUCCAAAGGAGGAGGCUCCCACCCUUUGCUUGUACCCUAUGACACCCUGACAGCAAAGGAAAAGGCACGAGACAGGGAAAAGGCUCAGGAGCUUCUUAAAUUCCUUCAACUCAAUGGAUUUGCAGUCACCAGGGGGAUGAAAGACAUGGAGUCAGACAUCUCAUCUAUCGAGAAGCGCUUUGCUUAUGGUUUCCUGCAGAAGCUGUUAAAGUGGAUGGAGAUGGCCCAGGAGUUCAUAGCUCAUCUUGAGGCUGUGGUGAGCAGUGGCAGAGUGGAGAAGUCGCCUCAUGAGCAGGAGAUCAAAUUCUUUGCAAAGAUCCUGUUGCCCCUGAUCAAUCAGUACUUUAAAAACCACUCUCUGUACUUCCUGUCCACACCGGCCAAAGUCCUGGGUACUGGAGGACAUUCCUCUAACAAGGAGAAAGAGAUGAUUGCCAGCAUCUUCUGUAAAAUGGCUGCUCUGGUGAGACACAGAGUUUCUCUCUUUGGAAAUGACGCCCCUGCUAUUGUCAACUGUCUUCACAUCCUGGCACGAUCUCUCGACGCAAGGACGGUGAUGAAGUCUGGGCCUGAAAUCGUGAAGGCAGGGCUCAGGUCAUUCUUUGAGGGUGCAGCUGAUGAUAUAGAGAAGAUGGUGGAGAACCUCAAACUGGGAAAGGUGUCUAAAGGCAACCAGCAGGUGAAAGGCGUGUCCCAGAACAUCAACUACACCACCAUCGCUCUGCUCCCAGUCCUCACCUCCCUGUUUGACCACAUCUCUCAGCACCAGUUUGGAGAUGAUGUCAUUUUGGAUGAUCUCCAGAUGUCGUGUUACCGCAUCAUGUGCGCCAUCUACUCCCUGGGUUCUGUCAAGAACCCUCAUGUGGAGAGGCAGAUGCCAGCCCUAGGGGAGUGUCUGGCCCAUCUGGCGGCUGCUAUGCCAGUGGCCUACCUGGAGCCCCAUCUCAAUGAGUACAACUCCUUCUCUGUUUACACCACCAAGACCCCCAGAGAAAGAGCCAUCCUGGGUCUGCCCAAUGAGGUCCAGGAGUUAUGCCAGGACAUACCAGAGCUAGACGUUCUAUUGAAAGAGAUCGGGGACUUGGCAGAGUCAGGUGCCCGUUACACAGAGAUGCCCCAUGUGAUCGAGAUAACUCUGCCCAUGCUGUGUAACUACCUGCCCCGCUGGUGGGAAAGAGGAGUAGAGAUCUUCCCUGAGCUGGAGGGCCAGAUCUGCACCGACGUCACCUCUGAGCAGCUCAACCAGCUGCUGGGCAGCAUCAUGAAGAUCGUCGUCAAUAACCUGGGAAUUGACGAGGCCUCCUGGAUGAAGAGGCUGGCUGUCUUCUCCCAGCCUAUUGUGAGCAGGGCCAAGCCAGAGAUGCUCAAGUCCCAUUUCAUCCCCACCAUGGAGAAGCUGAAGAAGAGGACAGGGAAGGUGGUGGCAGAGGAGGACCACCUGCGUAUGGAGGGGAAGGCCGAGGGGGAUGAGGAGGAGGGCACCAUCAGGGAGGAGUUUGCUGUGCUCUGCAGGGACCUGUACGCCCUCUACCCUCUCCUCAUCCGCUACGUGGACAAUAACAGGGCAAGGUGGUUGACAUGCCCAGACCCAGAUGCAGAGGAGCUCUUCAGAAUGGUUGGAGAGGUCUUCAUAUUCUGGUCCAAAUCUCAUAACUUCAAACGAGAGGAGCAGAACUUUGUGGUGAUGAACGAGAUUAAUAACAUGUCUUUCCUCACUGCUGACAGCAAGAGCAAGAUGAGCACGGCUGGUGGCUCAGACGUGGAGCGUACCAAGAAGAAAAGACGGGGAGAUCGUUACUCAGUGCAGACGUCACUUAUUGUGGCUGCCCUGAAAAAGAUGCUCCCCAUCGGCCUCAACAUGUGCUCCCCUGCUGAUCAGGAGCUUAUCAACCUGGCCAAGAUACGAUACUCUUUGAGGGACACGGAUGAGGAAGUAAGAGAGUUUUUGCAAAACAACCUGCAUCUUCAAGGCAAGGUGGAGAACCCGUCCAUGUGCUGGCAGAUGUCCCUGUAUAAGGAGAUGGCAGGGAAGGCUGAGGAUGCUGACGCUCCAGAGAAAGUGGUGAAGAGGGUGCAGGAGGUGUCAGCUGUUCUCUAUCACAUUGAGGUGACGGAGCACCCCUUCAAAUCCAAAAAGAUUGUGUGGCACAAACUGCUCUCCAAGCAGAGACGCAAGGCUGUGGUUGCCUGCUUUAGGAUGACUCCACUCUACAACCUACCAAGGCAUAGAGCUUCCAAUAUGUUCCUGGAAGGAUACAAAAGCAACUGGAUCCAUACUGAAGGCUACUCCUUUGAGGACAGAAUGAUAGACGACUUGUCUAAAGCCAUGGAGCAGGAAGGUGAGGAAGAGGAAGAGACUGAGACCAAGCCAGAUCCCCUUCACCAACUCAUUUUGCAUUUCAGUCGUACUGCUCUCACAGAGAAGAGUAAACUUGAUACAGAUUACCUAUAUAUGGCAUACGCUGAUAUUAUGGCAAAGAGCUGCCACAUUGGUGAGGAGGACGAAGGGGGAGAGGAGGUGGAGGAAGGGGCUGAGGAUGAGAUGUCCUUUGAGGUGCGACAGACAGAACUGGAAAAAGAGAUGGAGAAACAGAGACUUCUGUACCAGCAGUCCCGUCUCCAUAACCGUGGGGCGGCUGAGAUGGUGCUGCAGAUGAUCAGUGCUUGCAAAGGUGAGACUGGCUGCAUGGUGUCCUCCACCCUUAAAUUGGGCAUCUCCAUCCUAAACGGUGGUAACAUUGAGGUUCAACAGAAAAUGCUUGAGUACUUGAAAGACAAGAAGGAUGUUGGCUUCUUUUUGAGUGUCCAGGCUCUAAUGCAGACAUGCAGUGUCCUGGACCUGAAUGCCUUUGAGAGACAGAACAAGGCAGAGGGUCUGGGCAUGUUGUCGGAGGAGGGAACAAGUGAGAAAGUCAUGUCGGAUGAUGAGUUUACAUGUGAUCUGUUCCGCAUGUUGCAGCUGCUCUGUGAGGGCCACAAUAACGAUUUCCAGAACUACUUGAGGACACAGACAGGCAGCACCACCACUAUCAACAUCAUCAUCUGCACUGUGGAUUACCUCCUCCGACUGCAGGAGUCAAUCAGUGAUUUCUACUGGUAUUACUCUGGGAAAGAGAUCAUCGAUGAGCCAGGCAAGAAGAACUUCUCCAAGGCCAUGACAGUGGCUAAACAGAUCUUUAACAGCCUGACUGAGUACAUCCAGGGUCCGUGUACAGGCAACCAGCAGUCCCUGACCCACAGCAGGCUGUGGGAUGCAGUAGUAGGCUUCCUCCACGUCUUUGCCCACUUGAUGAUGAAGCUGGCACAGGACUCCAGCCAGAUUGGCCUGCUGAAGGAGCUACUUGACCUUCAGAAAGAGAUGGUGGUUAUGCUGCUCUCUCUACUAGAGGGUAAUGUGGUGAACGGCACCAUUGCCCGUCAGAUGGUGGACAUGCUGGUGGAGUCCUCCAGCAACGUGGAGAUGAUCCUCAAGUUCUUUGACAUGUUCCUCAAACUGAAGGACAUUGUGGCGUCAGACGCCUUCCGUGAUUACGUGACCGACCCCCGAGGGUUAAUCUCUAAGAAAGACUUUCAGAAGGCCAUGGACAGCCAGAAACAGUAUUCUCCCUCUGAGAUCCAAUUCCUGUUGUCCUGCUCAGAGGCUGAUGAGAACGACAUGAUAAACUUUGAGGAGUUUGCCGACCGCUUCCAGGAGCCGGCUAAAGACAUUGGCUUUAACAUUGCAGUGUUGCUGACAAACCUGUCUGAACAUGUGCCUCAUGACCUCAGGCUGAAGAACUUCUUAGAGCAGGCAGAGAGUGUACUCAACUACUUCCGCCCCUUCCUGGGCCGUAUAGAGAUCAUGGGUGCCAGCAGGAAGAUAGAGCGUAUUUACUUUGAGAUCAGCGAGGUCAACCGCACACAGUGGGAGAUGCCUCAGGUCAGAGAGUCCAAACGACAGUUCAUCUUUGAUGUGGUUAAUGAGGGGGGCGAGUCGGAGAAGAUGGAGAUGUUUGUCAACUUCUGCGAGGACACUAUCUUUGAGAUGAACAUUGCCUCCCAGAUCUCGGAGCAGGAGGAGGAGGAGGAGGAGGAGAAGGAUGAUGAUGAUCCAGCUGAAGGAGGAACUGAUGCAGGAGGAGGUGGAGAUGAAGGCGGCAAUGGAGAGGAAGGAGAGCCAGAGUCCAUCUCUGCCUUUGCAGACUUCAUCAACAGCGUAUUGAACUUCCUGAGUAUCUUCACAUUCCGUAACCUGCGACGGCAAUACCGCAGAGUAAGGAAGAUGACCAUCAAGCAGAUAGUGGUGGGUCUGGCUACUUUCUUCUGGACUAUCCUCAUCGGCAUCCUGCACUUCAUCUACAGCGUAUGUAAGGGCUUCUUCCUGCUCAUCUGGCAAACUCUAUUUGGCGGAGGCCUGGUGGAGGGAGCAAAGAACAUCACAGUGACAGAGAUCCUGGCCAGUAUGCCUGACCCCACCCAGGAUGAGGUGCAUGGGGACCUGGCAGGGGAGCCUGGGGUUGGGAAGGAGCAGGAGGCAGGAGGGGUGACUGACCAAAUAGAUACAGGCGGUGGAGAGGAGGAGGAGGAGGAGGAGGAGGACAAUAAAGACAAGGAAGGUGGGGGGACACCACGCAUCGAUGCUCCUGGUGGACUUGGUGACAUGGGAAUUGAGGCCACUGUUGAGCCUCCUACUCCCGAGGGUACUCCUUUGACCAAGAGAAAACGGCAACCAGAGGAGGCUGAUGGCCUAGCUGAUGAACCGGCUUCUGCUCCUGCCAUAAAGGAGCCCCCUCCAGAGCCUGAGAAGGCAGACACUGAAAAUGGAGAGAAGGCCGAGAAAGAAGCUGAGACCAAAGAUGAGAAGCAGGAGGAAGCGAUAGAAAAGAAACCCAAGUCUAAGAAAGAUAAGAAGCAACACAGGGAGCAAGGGUUCCAACUCUGGACUGAGCUGGACAUCCAAAGAAACAAAUUCUUGAACUACCUCUCUCGGAACUUUUACAAUCUGCGUUUUCUGGCACUGUUCAUUGCAUUUGCCCUGAACUUUAUUCUACUCUUCUACAAGGUGUCGGACAGCCCCCCUGGAGAAGGUGAUGAGGUGGAGGGCUCUGGCAUGUUUGAGGGCUCAGGGUUGGGAGUGCUGUUUGAGGGAAUUGGGCUGUUUGAGGGCUCAGCAGAGGAGAUGGAGGGAUCUGGUGGAGAGGAAGGAGGAGACGAGGAAGAGGAGGAUGGCCCAGUCUACUUCUUCUUGGAGGAGAGCACUGGCUACAUGCAGCCCACCCUUACCUUCCUGGCUACCCUGCACACUGUCAUCGCCUUCCUCUGCAUCAUCGGUUACAACUGUCUAAAGAUCCCUCUUGUGAUCUUUAAAAGAGAAAAGGAGCUGGCCAGGAAACUGGAGUUUGAUGGUCUUUACAUCACAGAGCAGCCUGAGGAUGAUGACAUCAAAGGCCAAUGGGACAGACUGGUCCUCAACACACUCUCUUUCCCAAGCAACUACUGGGACAAGUUUGUUAAGCGAAAGGUCCUGGAUAAGUAUGGAGACAUUUAUGGCAGAGAAAGGAUUGCAGAGCUCCUAGGCAUGGAUUUAGCCUCGUUGGAUGUCAGUCAACAAACUGAUAAGAAGCCGGAGGAACCUGACAAUUCUACGUUGGCCAGGUUUACAUCUAUUGACUUCAAGUACCAGAUCUGGAAAUUUGGAGUUGUGUUCACAGACGGGACUUUUCUCUACCUGUGUUGGUACACGAUCAUGUCCUUGCUUGGACAUUAUAACAACUUCUUCUAUGCCUGUCACUUGCUGGACAUAGCCAUCGGUGUGAAGGAUCUGCGUACUAUCCUGUCCUCUGUCACCCACAAUGGGAAACAACUCAUGAUGACAUUGGGCUUGUUGGCAGUGGUGGUGUAUCUCUACACUGUAGUGGCCUUUAUCUUCUUCCGCAAGUUUUACAACAAGAGUGAAGAUGAGGAUGAGCCGGAUAUGAAAUGUGACGACAUGAUGACUUGCUACCUCUUCCAUAUGUAUGUGGGCGUGCGUGCUGGCGGUGGCAUAGGGGACGAGAUCGAGGACCCGGCAGGAGACGUGUACGAGCUCUACCGGGUCAUCUUUGACAUCACCUUCUUCUUCUUUGUCAUUGUUAUCCUGUUGGCCAUCAUCCAGGGUCUGAUCAUUGACGCCUUCGGAGAGCUCAGAGACCAACAGGAGCAGGUUAAGGAAGACAUGGAGACCAAGUGCUUCAUCUGUGGAAUUGGAAGCGACUACUUUGAUUCGACGCCGCACGGCUUCGAGACCCACACCCUAGAGGAACACAACUUGGCCAACUACAUGUUCUUCUUAAUGUACCUCAUCAACAAAGAUGAGACGGAGCACACUGGCCAGGAGUCGUAUGUGUGGAAGAUGUACCAGGAGCGAGCGUGGGACUUCUUCCCUGCUGGCGACUGUUUCAGAAAGCAAUAUGAGGAUCAGCUUGCAUAACCAUACUACUACAAUUAGUAGGUUUAAUAUCAUACUGUAAUGUACUACUACAAUUAGUUGGUUUAAUAACAUACUGUAAUGUACUACUAC